Messenger RNA from Pipistrellus kuhlii (Kuhl's pipistrelle), 3643 nucleotides. RefSeq lists its product as uncharacterized. Gene Ontology annotation, biological process: virion assembly; proteolysis. The transcript is spliced from 2 exons. The coding region runs from base 1 to 3327 and encodes 1108 amino acids. The record is from RefSeq and is a predicted model, not a curated record. Gene Ontology annotation, molecular function: zinc ion binding; RNA-DNA hybrid ribonuclease activity; nucleic acid binding. Lineage: Eukaryota; Metazoa; Chordata; Mammalia; Chiroptera; Vespertilionidae.
AUGCCGGGGGGAACUGAAGAAGAAUUAAGUUUUCCUCCCCUGUAUCAGUUCCCUGGGACGCGGGAGGAGGGACCUGACCCUCCUCCAUUAAGGGAAGCAGACCCCACGAAAAGAGCAGGAAGCCCGCCAUAUACCAGACAAAGAGCCCAGAGGGAACCAUUCGCCUCCGUCGCCGACUCCACUGUUAAGACUUUACCCCUGCGAGCCACUGGUCCCCCAGAUGAGAGGGGCGAUCAGCCCCAUCACUACUGGCCUUUCGCCACUAGCGACCUCUUUAAUUGGAAAGCUCAAAAUCCUGAGUUUUCUGAGAAGCCAGCGAGGCUUAUUAAUUUGUUAGAUUCUGUCCUUUUCACCCAUCAGCCAACCUGGGACGACUGCCAGCAGCUCUUGCAUGUCCUGUUCACCACCCAGGAGAGGGAGAAGAUCCUCAAUGAGGCCCGGAAGCUGGUUCCAGGCGUGGAUGGGAAUCCUACCACCAACCAGGCUCAGAUAGAUACCGCUUUUCCUCUGACUAGGCCUGAAUGGGAUGUCAGCACAGCAGAAGGUAAGGAGAGGCUCCGGGUCUACCGCCAGGCUCUGAUGGGGGGUCUCCGGGCGGCUGCCAGGAAGCCGACUAACCUGGCUAAGGUAGGGAGCGUUCAGCAGGAGAGAGAUGAAUCUCCAGCAGCAUUCUUAGAGCGGAUCAUGGAGGCCUUCCGCACCUAUACCCCCAUGGAUCCAGAGGCUCCUGAGAGCAAGGCGGCUGUCGUUAUAGCCUUUGUAAACCAGUCUGCUGCAGAUAUUAGGAGAAAACUGCAAAGAAUAGACAGGCUGGGAGAGAAGAGUCUGCAGGACUUGUUGGCGGUGGCUGAAAAGGUGUACAAUAACCGGGAGCCCCCUGAAGAUAAACAGGCUCGCAGGCAGACCCGAGACCUGGCUAGGAUCCUGUUGGAUACCACUACGGACUCCCCCGAGAAACUGGACCUCCGCCUCCGACAGCUUGUGAGCGAUGGAAAGAAGGGUAAGGAGACCUCCGGGGAAGGGAGGCGGAGACUGCAGAAGGAUCAGUGUGCAUGCUGCAAGAAGAUAGGGCAUUGGGCUCGAGAAUGUCCGAAGAGGGACAGCGUGAGGGGGAGCAAGACGGACCGAGUAAAGAUCUCAUGGACUACCCGAAGAACAGUGGACCUAGGGACUGGCCGGGUAACCCACUCCUUCACGGUAAUACCGGAAUGCCCCUACCCACUGUUAGGACGGGACUUACUGACCAAGAUUGGAGCUCAGAUAACUUUCAGACAAGGGGGGCCUCAGGUCACCGAUGGCGAGGGCCCCCACAUCCACGUUCUGACUCUGAGGCUAGAGGAUGAGUACCGCCUCCACCAAGAGGCGCUCCCAAGGGGGGAUAACAUGGAUAGAUGGCUACGAGAAUUCCCCACAGCCUGGGCAGAGACAGGAGGGGUAGGACUAGCUGCUCACAGGACUCCAGUCCUAGUGGAGCUAAAGCCAGGAGAAGGUCCGGUAAGGAUCAAACAGUACCCCAUGUCUCAGGAAGCCCGGGAGGGAAUUCAGCUACACAUCCGGAGACUGCGGAGUCUAGGGGUGCUGGUUCCCUGCCAAUCUGCCUGGAACACCCCCCUACUGCCGGUCAAGAAGCCUCACACAAAUGAUUACCGACCGGUGCAAGACCUCCGGGAAGUAAAUAAAAGAGUCAUGGACAUACACGCAACUGUCCCCAAUCCGUACACUCUCUUGAGCUCCCUGGUGCCCUCCAGAGUCUGGUAUACUGUGUUAGAUUUAAAGGACGCCUCCUUCAGUCUGCCGCUAGCACCCAGGAGCCAACCCUUGUUUGCCUUCGAGUGGCAUGAUCCAGAGGAAGGCUACAGCGGACAACUCACCUGGACACGACUGCCUCAGGGGUUCAAGAAUUCGCCCUCCAUCUUUAAUGAGGCGCUACACGAGGAUCUGGGUGAGUACAGAAGGGAGCACCCUGGCCUCACCCUCCUACAGUACGUAGAUGACAUCCUGAUUGCUGCCGACACAGCGGAGGACUGUGAACGAGGAACCCAAGACCUGCUGGUCACCCUGGGGGCCUUGGGGUAUCGGGCAUCUGCGAAGAAGGCACAGAUAUGCAGAGAGAGGGUGAGUUAUCUGGGGUACAUCUUGGAGGGCGGACAGCGGCGGUUGUCAGAUGCCAGAAAAGAAGCUGUCCUAAAGAUCCCCACACCCACCUCUCGAAGAGAAGUGAGGGAAUUCUUAGGGUCGGCUGGCUACUGCCAUCUCUGGAUUCCGGGUUUUGCUGAGAUCGCCAGGCCCCUGUAUGAAGCUACCAGAGAGGGGAAGACAUUUGAAUGGACAGAGAAAGAGGAGGCGGCCUUUAACCAAUUGAAAAAGGCCCUCCUACACGCCCCGGCUCUGGGACUGCCAGACAUUACCAAGCCCUUCCACCUCUUUGUAGACGAGCGCAAAGGGGUAGCGAAGGGAGUUUUGACUCAAGCCUCAGGCCAUCCAGUAGCUUACUUGUCUAAGAAACUAGACCCAGUGGCUGCCGGCUGGCCACCGUGCUUGAGGAUUAUUGCGGCAACAGCACUCCUAGUGAAGGAUGCUGACAAGCUAACUCUAGGGCAGGAAAUCUGGAUUACAACCCCCCAUGCGGUUGAGGGAGUUCUAAAACAGCCACCUGAUAGAUGGAUGAGUAAUGCGCGCAUGACUCACUACCAGAGCCUCCUCCUCAACCCUCCCAGAGUGCGGUUCCGCCCCAGUGCAGCCCUCAACCCCGCAACUCUCCUGCCUGACCCUGACCUGGACGCCCUGCUACAUGACUGUGCCGAGAUCUUGGAACAGCUGCAUGGACUCCGGAAGGACCUGACGGACCAGCCCCUCUCAGAUGCAGAGGCCACAUGGUUCACCCGCGGGAGCAGCUUCAUGAGAAACGGGCACAGGUACGCGGGCGCGGCAGUAGUAACUGAGACUGACACCUUAUGGGCAGAGGCUCUGCCGUCUGGAACGUCAGCCCAGCGGGCAGAACUCAUCGCUCUGACAAAGGCAUUGACGCUAGGGGCCGGGAAACGACUCAGUGUCUUCACAGAUAGCCGCUACGCCUUUGCCACAGCUCACAUCCAUGGGGCAAUCUAUCAGGAGAGAGGGCUGUUGACUGCAGAAGGAAAGACUAUAAAAAAUAAACAAGAAAUACUCGACUUGCUAGCUGCCUUAUGGCUCCCAGCCAAGCUAGCCAUCAUCCACUGCCCAAGACACCAGAAAGCCAACAAUCCUGUAGCCAGGGGCAACCAGAAGGCUGAUCAGGUGGCCAAGGAAGUAGCCCUCACUGCAGUCCCCAGACUGGCCCUGCAAUAGCCAGACCCAGCAAACCCAGUCCUGCCGGAUCAGCCCAGAUACUCCCAGGAAGAACUACAGCGAAUCAAAAGCCACCCCACGAACAAGGACGUCAGAGGCUGGUGGUAUGCUCCAGACGGGAAGCUCCUGCUACCAGACCAGCUCGGGAUCCCGAUGUUGAAACACAUACACCGAUCGACUCACCUAGGGUCCCGGAAACUAAAGGAUCUGGUCGGGCAUACUAAGAUCAAAAUUCACCAGCUGGACGCCAGAAUAGAUCAAAUUGUAUCAGCCUGUAAAACUUGUCAGCUUACAAAUGCAAAGGCCAGGUCCAGUG